This is a messenger RNA of Gymnogyps californianus (California condor), 3163 nucleotides long. Its product is annotated as eosinophil peroxidase-like. The record is from RefSeq and is a predicted model, not a curated record. Gene Ontology annotation, molecular function: heme binding; peroxidase activity. Gene Ontology annotation, biological process: response to oxidative stress. The coding region runs from base 1 to 2265 and encodes 754 amino acids. The transcript is spliced from 14 exons. Lineage: Eukaryota; Metazoa; Chordata; Aves; Accipitriformes; Cathartidae.
AUGGCAAAGUGCUGCCUUACAUCUCCCCCCCCCCGAAAAAUUGGGGAAGCUCUGCUUGAGCAUCAGGCUGUGUGUCCAGGGAUGAAGGCAGAAAUCUUCCUGGGGUUGCUGGUGAUCCUCAGCCUGUUCCAGGCAUCUGUAUCUUCUUCCUAUGAUCUGCCAGAGGAGCUGUCGGACGCAUCCCUCCUGAGCAGCGUGCAUGAGGCCAAGCAGCUGGUGGAUGCAGCCUACAAGCACACACGCGACCGCAUAAAGGAGCGCCUGCAGAACGAUGCCUUGACCCCAACAGAGCUUCUGGGGUAUUUCAAACAGCCAGUGGCGGGGACUCGGGCUGCCGUUCGGGCUGCAGAUUACAUGGAAACCACCCUGACCCUCCUCAAGGAGAAGCUGCGAUGGGCUGUGAGGGGGGACUUCAAUGUCACAGACUUGCUGACACCGGCUCAGCUGGGGAUGAUUUUCAAGGCAAGCGGAUGUGACCAGCAGAAUAAGAAAAUAAAUUGUGACUCUUCUUGUCGCUACCGAACAAUCACUGGCGAGUGCAACAACAGGAGAAACCCAUCACUAGGAGCUUCAAACAGAGCCCUGGUCAGAUGGUUGCCAGCAGAAUAUGAGGAUGGCGUGUCAGUCCCCCACGGGUGGACAGAAGGAAAGCUUAUCUCUGGAUUCCCCUUUCCGCUGGUUCGAAAAGUGUCAAAUGAGAUUGUCCGCUUCCCCCCUAGGCAGCUCAGGAUGGACCAGCAGAGAUCACUCAUGUUCAUGCAGUGGGGCCAGUUUAUUGACCAUGACCUGGAUUUCAGUCCGGAAACCCCAGCCAGAGUCACCUUCAGUGGCAAGGUGGACUGUAGCAUCAGCUGUGCCAAGCAGCCCCCUUGCUUUCCCAUCCAGAUCCCACCCGAUGACCCACGAAUUAAAAACACGAGAGAUUGCCUUCCUUGCUUCCGCUCAGCUCCUGCUUGUACCAGCAGCAGAGUAGUUCGAGAUCAGAUCAACGCGCUCACCAGCUUUCUUGAUGGCAGCGUGGUGUACGGCAGUGAGGUGCCUUUGGCCAACAGACUGAGGGAUCAGACCAACCAACUGGGCUUGCUGGCUGUUAACCAGAAUUUCACUGAUAGGGGGAAGGCAUAUAUGCCCUUUAACAGGAUGCAGAAGGACCCCUGUCUUGUAGUCAGCAGGGGAGCUAACAUCCCUUGCUUUCUUGCAGGUGAUUCUCGAGCAAGCGAGAUGCUGGAGCUGGCGUGCAUGCACACGCUCUUUAUGCGGGAGCACAACCGCCUGGCUAGAGGGCUGAAGAGACUAAAUCCCCACUGGAAUGGAGAGCAGCUCUACCAGGAGGCACGAAAGAUCCUGGGUGCCAUGAUCCAGAUUAUAACCUACAGGGACUACCUGCCUCUUCUGUUGGGAACCAGUUUCCGGAGAUUGAUUCCUCACUACCGGGGCUACAAUGAGUCUGUGGAUCCUCGAAUAUCCAAUGUCUUCACCCUGGCUUUUCGUUUUGCUCAUGCUUCAGUUCCCCCAACUGUUGGCCGCUUAAAUCAAAAUUACAAGCCCAUAUGUCCCACAAUUCCACUGAGAAACGCCUUCUUUGCUGUCUGGAGGAUCAUUAAAGAAGGUGGUAUUGACCCCUUUCUCCGGAGCCUGAUGGCUAAUCAGGCCAAGCUGAUGACACAGCAGCAAAUGGUUGUGGAUGAUCUCCGGGAUCGGAUGUUUGAGCAGGUUGAAAGGAUUGGGUUUGACUUAGCCGCGCUUAACAUGCAGCGUAGCAGAGAUCACGGCCUCGCAGGUUAUAACUCCUGGAGACAAUUCUGUGGGCUCUCACAACCUUCCGGAUUGAACACACUUGCUCAAGUGUUGAGCAAUCGUGGUCUGGCGAAGAAGUUCAUACAGCUGUAUGGGACACCAAAGAAUAUUGACAUUUGGAUUGGGGCACUUGCAGAGCCCUUUGUGAAUGGAGGCAGAGUUGGGCCUCUCAUGGCUUGUCUCAUUGGCACCCAGUUCAGGAACAUUCGUGAUGGGGACAGGUUUUGGUGGGAGAACAGCGGGGUUUUCACUCCUCAGCAGCGCUCUUCACUGGCCAAAAUCUCCUUGUCACGAAUAAUAUGUGACAACACCCACAUCUCUAAAGUAUCAAGACAUAUCUUCCAGGCUAACAGAUACCCCUCUGGCUUUGUGAGCUGCAGCCAGAUCCCAAAGCUGGACCUCAGAGCCUGGAAGUCGAAGAGGACCAAGGAAGUUCCAAAGCAAGAAGAAGCACCUGGUGACUUUUAAUGCUGAACAUUGAGGAUUCCUCAGAAGUCCGGACUUGGGAAGCUGCUGAGAUGGAUUAUUAUUUUUUACUGUGUUUAUGCUUUUACUGUCUGAAAUGUUUGGGCAUGGUUGCUGACAUUUGCUCAAUUUAGUUUGCAUGAAGCCUUUUCAGUGAGAUGGAGUCCAGCGAUAAAAGAACUUCAUGAAAAGAUGUCCCAGAUCUGUGCAAAUCACUCAAUAUCACAAAGCAAAGCCAAAUGAGUUAUCCAGAGACUGACUCCCAAUCAAACCAGCUGCUGGCUUAGGCGAUUUCACAUACACUGUGUUUCAGUAAGCUUUACUAUCAAAAACAUGUUUUGGACCCUCCUUUCAAAGUUUCCAACCUACAUAGAAAGAGAUUGGGGCAUUGGAAUGACUGUUUAUUCUUGCUUUCCAACUUUUUUGUUUAAAAGAAGUACGUACUUCAGUUUCCAGAGAAAAUCUACCAAUUUCACGGUGCCUUUGAGGGAAGCAGAAAUAGCUGUCAUUCACCCCAGACAGACUUGUUUAAAAUGCCCUGUUUCAGGUUUUGCUUGAAUAUGGAAUGAGGAAAUUGUCCGCAUAGAAGAAAGCUGUUCUGUCACCAUUUUUUGCCCUUAGUCCAGAAUGCCUAAGGCAUCAUCUAGUGUGACAGAAAUCUAUUGGAGGUUAUUCCUGCAGCCUGGCAUGAGCCAGAGUGACUUACUCCUGGGCUGUGGAGCUGAUGGGAUGUGUCCUGGCAAAGAUAAGAACAGUCUUAACAUACAAGAAAGUAAAAGCUAAUCUAGUUUUACUCCAACUUUGUCCCCUCAAUAUCUUUUCUUGAAAGGGAUCAAAACCGCUUUCUCCUUCCUCUGUACUCUGCUAUGUUACUGUUAUCAAUUAAUAAAUUGCAAUUUUG